This is a messenger RNA of Prorocentrum cordatum, 2028 nucleotides long. The record is from the annotation of a GenBank genome assembly. Lineage: Eukaryota; Dinophyceae; Prorocentrales; Prorocentraceae.
AUGCUUGGACGUGCACUUCUUCUUUCCAAUGUGUGCUGCCUGGCCACUGCGGCGCGCCACUCUUUCGUCGGCGGCGUUGCGUCGUCCGACCUCGUGGAGGCGGUGGCCGGCGACGGCGACGACGCCUUCGGGGAGCCAGCCGUGGCCGUCGGCGGCGGCGGCGCCGCGUGGAGCGCGCCCUCCGUGCAGGCGGUGGCCAGCGACGACGGCGCCUUCGGGGACUCCGCCGUCGCCCCUGCCAGCGACUCCCAGCGGAACGCCUCCUCCGCCACGGCGGCGGCCCGCGACGACGGCACUUUCGGGGACUCCGUCGCCGCCGCUGCCAGCGGCGCAGCUCGGAGCGCCUCCUUCGCCCUGGCUGGAGACCCGUCAGCGCCUCGCGCGCCCGCGGCGGCCGACGGCGCAGGCGAGCCCGCUCGCUCCGCGGGAGGCGGCGCCGGCCAGGCGCCGCUGCGGCACCUUGCCGUCGGCGCCGCCAGCGCGCUGCUGCAGGCGGCCGUGUCGACGAGGGCGCACUUCGUGGACUUGCAGGAGCUGGCGAGCCACCCAGACCAGCUGCUCGCGGUGUGCUACGCGGUGCCCUGCGUGGUCUGGUUCAUUGCCAUGAUCAGGGUUUCGUCGGCCCACCUCCGCGAGCAGUCGCGCAAGGCGGCGGCACACAAGGCCCAGCUAAAGGAAUCGUUCGACGGCUUCUUGGGCGACAUGGAGAGCCUCUUGGACCGGAUGGUCGAGUCCUCCUCGCGCCUCGCGGAGCAGAACCUCGACGGCAAGCGCCGCGACUUCCAGAAGUUCCUCCAGGCCAUCGCCAGAAGGCCCGCCGUGGUCUCUGGCGACCCAGACGCCGUGACGAACGAGCUGCGGAGGUUCGUGGGCUGCUGGCUGAAGGUCUUCGAGGAGUGCAGCAAGGACCCCGUCCACCGCCCGACCAUCGUUGCCGGAGAGUGGGAGCUGGCCCGAACCGAGACGUGCCCGGACCUCUGCGCCCUGGUGCAGGAGCGCCUGGAUAAGCAUGAGCUGAACUUCAUCGCGGGCAUGGUGUCCUCGAUCAAGGAGAACAAGAAGGUGGACAGCUUCAAGAACGAGGGGAUGCCCCCGCAGGCAACGACGAAGGAUCGGGGCUGCUUCGGCUGCUCCUGGUUCCAGCUCGGCUGCUGCCUGGGGUGCGGUUGCGGGCCCAGGCCUGGCGGCGGGGACCGGCCGAGCCUCAGCCUGGCGUGCUGCUUGUGCAGGACCACUUUCCUGUCGGUGAAGCACGUCAUGGUCGUUGGCGCAGUGCUAUGCGGUUUUGCUGUCAUGGCUGUGCAGGCGCACGCGCGGAACCACCUCUGCGCGGCCGUGGUCGGCGUCGCGGAGCUCUGCGUCAUGAGCGUGAUGGUGCGCUUCGAGGACGUCGACGCCCUGGCCCGACUCCAGGCGGACGUCAACCAGCUUGAGCGCGAACAUGAGGACGUCAGGCAGAGGUGCUCGAAGCUCAAGAAGUUCAGCGCUCAGAUGCAGAACAUCUCCACCCUUUGGCGCUACCGCACCGUCCCGCUGCUCGACCUCCUGAAGGAGCUCCACGAGCAGCUCUGGGACACGCCCGCGGGGGACCUGCUCGUGGUCCUCGGGGAGCUGAACGGCGGACUCGAGUGCGCGCUCGAGAGCGUCGGGCCGCUGACUCUGUACACAGGCCAUAGCGAGCUGUCGGAGGACGUGAUGAACAUUAUCUCCACCCGCCUCUACGCGGUCACGAAUUUCAUCAAGGAGAACAGUUCGCAGGCUCAGGCGGAGAUCGCUCCGCACGUGGCUCGCCAGCUGCGGAACCUCUUCGCCUUUAUCAACGUGCAGGUCGUGGCCGCCCACGACCUCGGCAGGAGUGACUGGUCCAUCACUGGUGGGAGCUCCGACCCCUUCGUGCGGAUGCGCGUCCGGGAGGACGCCGAGUGGCUGUGCACGGAGGUGGUCCUGAGCAACCUGAAUCCGAGGUUCAACGAGGAGUUCUUGCUCGCGGCCAGCCCGGAGGACAUCGGACAACCUGGGCCGCGCUGA